UUCUCCCAUUUGUGAAGUAAAUAAAGAAGAGAGAUGAUACUGAAAGCAGUUGUGCUGCUCAGCUGUGUUCUGAGCAUCAGCACAUUCCCCAUGGAAGAACCUGAAGACGGAGGCAAGCACUGGGUGGUGAUCGUCGCAGGUUCAAACGGCUGGUACAACUAUCGACACCAGGCAGACGUGUGCCAUGCUUACCAGAUUGUUCACCGAAAUGGAAUUCCAGAUGAACAGAUCAUUGUCAUGAUGUAUGAUGACAUUGCUGAUAAUGACGAAAAUCCAACAAAAGGCAUUGUCAUCAAUAGACCUAAUGGCACAGAUGUGUAUGCUGGAGUGCCCAAGGACUAUACAAAGGAGGAUGUUACUCCAAAGAAUUUCCUUGCUGUUCUUAGAGGAGAUGCGGAAGCAAUGAAGGGGGUGGGAUCGGGAAAAGUAUUGAAAAGUGGUCCCAAGGAUCAUGUGUUUGUUUAUUUCACUGACCACGGAGCUCCAGGACUUCUGGCUUUUCCUGAUGAUGACCUUCAUGUGAAGGACUUGAAUAAGACUAUUUGGUACAUGUAUCAUCACAAAAAAUACCAGAAGAUGGUGUUUUACAUUGAAGCAUGUGAGUCUGGAUCUAUGAUGAAUCAUUUGGCUGAUAAUAUCAAUGUUUAUGCAACAACAGCUGCCAAUCCCAGAGAGUCAUCUUACGCAUGUUACUAUGAUGAUGAAAGGCAGACUUAUCUUGGGGAUUGGUAUAGUGUGAACUGGAUGGAAGAUUCAGAUAUGGAGGAUCUAAGAAAAGAAACACUUCACAAGCAGUUUCAGCUGGUGAAGAAACGCACCAACACCAGCCACGUGAUGCAGUAUGGAAACAGAAGCAUUUCCUCCAUGAAAGUGAUGCAGUUUCAGGGCAAGGGGAAGAAAGCUAUCCCCAUUUCUCUGCCACCAGUAGAACACUACGACCUAACACCUAGUCCUGAUGUGCCCCUUGCAAUCAUGAAACGUAGGCUGAUGUCUACCAAUGAUAUUUAUGAGGCUAAGAAGAUUGCUGCAGAGAUGAAAGCACACCUGGAGGUGAAAGAAUUUAUCCAGGAAUCCAUGCGGAAGAUUAUCACCUCAAUUACAGGAUCAGAAGAACAGACCAACAAAAUUCUGUUGGGCAGAUUGACCCUCAGCAAUUAUGACUGCUACCAGUCAGCAGCGAACCACUUCAAAGCUCACUGCUUCAACUGGCACUUACCCUUGUACGAGUAUGCACUGAGACAGCUGUAUGCCUUGGUCAACGUUUGUGAAGGAGGAUACCCCAUUGACAGAAUAUGCCUGGCCAUGGAUCAAGUGUGCCUUGGGUAUUGAUGGAAACAAGUCGCUAAUACAAUCCUUACUACAAGUGAUAACUUUUCAUAACUGUAAUAAUCCAGACUUUUACAUGCAUGCAACAUGAAGAGUGAACCACUCUACUGAAACUGUGCUGGGAGC
This is a messenger RNA of Apaloderma vittatum (bar-tailed trogon), 1452 nucleotides long. It is a transcript of the gene LGMN, whose product is annotated as legumain. Gene Ontology annotation, biological process: vacuolar protein processing. NCBI's taxonomy places the organism in Eukaryota, Metazoa, Chordata, Aves, Trogoniformes, Trogonidae. The record is from RefSeq and is a predicted model, not a curated record. Gene Ontology annotation, molecular function: cysteine-type endopeptidase activity. Bases 34 to 1329 code for a protein of 431 amino acids. The transcript is spliced from 13 exons.